AUAAAAAUCUUUGUUCGUUGUUUCUCGUCAUCUCUAUCUCUCUCUCUUUCGCUUUCACAUUCAGAAACGAAACCCAGAAGAAGAAAAAACUCGAGGGAUCAUCUAAAUCGAUUUUUUUUGGGGAUUUUGUUUUGAGAGGAAAAAAAGAUGAAUUUCAGAAGCUUUGAGGAGUUCUGGCCUUUCUACGUGAUGCAACAUUCGAAUCCAUCAACGAGGCGAUGGCACUUCAUAGGUAUAAUCGCGAGCCUUGUUGCUUUGUUGUGUUCGGUUUUGAUCAACUGGUGGUUCGUUGCUCUCGUGCCUCUCUUUGGUUACGGGUUCGCUUGGUACAGCCACUUCUUCGUGGAAGGAAAUGUUCCGGCGAGCUUUGUGCAUCAGGUUUGGUCGUUUCUAUGCGAUCUCAAGAUGUUUAGUCUGAUGCUCACAGGUAGUAUGGAGAGAGAGAUGAAGAGACUUGGUAAGAGGCCUUUGUUGCAGCUCUCUUGAAGAUCGAAGAUUUGUAUAUAUAUAUAUAUAUUGUUCUUCAUUCUUCCCAUUGCGAAUGAACUUGUGUUUGCGAACAAUAGAUCUUUGUAUCUUCUUUAGUUCAAAAAUGGACUCUCGACACAUUUAAGUAGUGCA
Molecule: messenger RNA, 621 nt
Organism: Camelina sativa (false flax)
Lineage: Eukaryota; Viridiplantae; Streptophyta; Magnoliopsida; Brassicales; Brassicaceae
Source: RefSeq, a predicted model, not a curated record